AUGGCUCCGACAACGAUCCGGAAGGCGAUUGGGGUGGUGAAGGACCAGACCAGCAUAGGGAUUGCCAAGGUCGCCAGCAACAUGGCGCCGGAGAUGGAGGUCGCGAUUGUGAAGGCCACCAGCCACGACGACGACCCUGCCAGUGAGAAGUACGUCAGGGAGAUUUUGAAUCUCAUGUCGCACUCGCGCGGCUACGUCCACGCCUGCGUCUCCGCGGUGUCCAAGCGUUUGGGGAAGACGCGCGACUGGAUUGUGGCGCUCAAGGCGCUCAUGCUCGUGCACAGGCUCAUGAACGAGGGUCCCUCGCUGUUCCAGGAGGAGAUCCUGUACGCCACCCGUAGGGGAACACGGCUCCUCAAUAUGUCUGAUUUCAGAGACGAAGCUCACUCUAGCUCCUGGGAUCACUCCGCUUUUGUCAGGACCUAUGCUAUGUAUCUCGACCAGAGGCUUGAGUUGAUGCUGUUUGAUAGAAAAAGCACCGCCGCCGGUGCCGAUGGUGGCAGUGUUGGUGCUAGCGGUGCUGAUGAUAGGUUUGGUGGAAGGGACAAUUUCCGGUCGCCGCCUUAUGAGUACGGUGGGGGGGAAUUUAGAGGGGAAGGUAGUUAUGGGAAUGGGAUGAGGAGGACGAGGUCUUUUGGGGACAUGAGUGAAUCGGUGGGAAGGGGGGAUGAGAAGAGGGUUGUGAGUGUGACUCCUUUGAGGGAUAUGACUCCGGAGAGGGUUUUCGGGAAGAUGGGUCAUUUGCAGAGGUUGUUGGAUCGGUUUUUGGCUUGUAGACCUACUGGGUUGGCGAAGAACAGUAGGAUGGUUUUGAUUGCUUUGUAUCCGGUGGUUAAGGAGAGUUUUCAGUUGUAUGCUGAUAUAUGUGAGGUUUUGGCUGUGUUGCUUGAUAAGUUCUUUGAUAUGGAGUACGCUGAUUGCGUGAAGGCUUUUGAUGCCUAUGCCAGUGCGGCUAAGCAGAUUGAUGAGCUUGUUGCUUUUUACAAUUGGUGUAAGAAUACUGGUGUGGCAAGGUCCUCGGAGUACCCUGAGGUUCAGAGGAUUACCAGCAAGUUGCUUGAGACGUUGGAGGAGUUUGUAAGGGAUAGAGCCAAGAGGCCGAAGAGUCCGGAGAGAAAAGAGGAGGCUCCGCCUGUAGAGAAGGUAGAGGAGGAGCCAGCACCGGAUAUGAAUGAAAUCAAGGCACUGCCUCCACCAGAGAAUUAUACCCCUCCUCCUCCACCUGAGCCGGAGCCUCAGCCUAAGCCGCAGGUUACAGAGGAUUUAGUUAAUCUAAGAGACGAUGCAGGCACUGCAGAUGACCAGGGGAAUAAAUUGGCUUUGGCACUGUUUGCUGGUGCGCCUGCUAAUAAUGCUAAUGGAUCAUGGGAAGCAUUCCCUUCAAAUGGACAACCAGAAGUAACUUCAGCCUGGCAAACCCCGGCUGCAGAGCCUGGGAAAGCUGAUUGGGAAUUGGCAUUGGUAGAGACUGCUAGCAAUUUGUCGAAGCAGAAGGCAGCUUUAGGUGGUGGGUUAGAUCCUCUGUUGUUGACUGGCAUGUAUGACCAAGGAAUGGUCAGGCAGCAUGUCAGCACUACCCAACUGAGUGGAGGAAGUGCUAGCAGUGUGGCGUUGCCAGGACCGGGAAAGACUACAACCCCUGUUUUGGCUCUCCCGGCCCCAGAUGGAUCUGUUCAGCCAGUUAAUCAGGAUCCAUUUGCUGCAUCAUUGAGCAUUCCACCCCCAUCCUAUGUGCAAAUGGCCGAUAUGGAGAAGAAGCAGCAUUUGCUCGUGCAGGAGCAGCAGGUGUGGCAUCAGUAUGCUAGGGAUGGGAUGCAAGGCCAAUCUAGUUUGGCCAAACUUAGUGGCACUGGAUACUAUGGCGGAGGUCCUAUGCCCAUGAUGCCUUAUGGAAUGCCCCCAGUCAAUGGAAUGGGACCUCCAGCCGGGUACUAUCACACUCCUUACUGA
Sphenostylis stenocarpa is the source of this 1950-nucleotide messenger RNA. NCBI's taxonomy places the organism in Eukaryota, Viridiplantae, Streptophyta, Magnoliopsida, Fabales, Fabaceae. The record is from the annotation of a GenBank genome assembly.